Messenger RNA from Colletotrichum higginsianum IMI 349063, 924 nucleotides. RefSeq lists its product as uncharacterized. The record is from RefSeq and is a predicted model, not a curated record. NCBI's taxonomy places the organism in Eukaryota, Fungi, Ascomycota, Sordariomycetes, Glomerellales, Glomerellaceae. The transcript is spliced from 3 exons. The coding region runs from base 1 to 924 and encodes 307 amino acids.
AUGUCCUCGCCGCUGCUUAGCAUCCUGAACAUAACGCUGGUGGGGUUGGUCACCUUGCCUGCCAUCGUCCUCACCGGGCUCCUCUUCCGCCGUUCGACGGGGACCCGCCGUGACCCCAGCCGCCGAUGGGAGACCUACACCAAGGCCGCCAUCGGGCUGUAUUCAUUCGUCCAUAUUCUGUACCUCAUCAAUGCCAUUAUCGGCGCCACCAAUGACUUCGGAUACUACUACGGAAUCAAUAAUGGCUAUUUCAUGGCUGUGCAGUUCCUGGGCAUCAUCGGCCUCCUCUUCAACCACCUCUCCGAGGCGGCCAUCUUCCUCGCGCUCUUCCACCUCGCCCGAGCCCUGAACCUCGCCCGCACCGACGAGACGUCCAGACGGUACCGCAUCGGGAGGAAGUGGGCCCUCGGCGCCGUCAUCUGGAUCUGCUUGGGCAGCGUCGUCGUCCUGAGCAUCUCCCUCAGCAUCUUCAUCCAGAGGUCCUUCACCGAGAGGAACAACUCCGGGAUGGAAUUUUUCAUGAGCGUCUACAACAGGAGCAUGGCGUCGGCCAGCAUCAACCUGGCCGUCUGCGUCACCAACCUCGGCUGCGCCAUCGGCACCAUGGUCUACACGGCCAAGGCCCGCAAGAAGGUCGUCGGCGACUCGCUGCAAAAGAUGUCGACCCUCAUGCUCACAUGUGCCAUUCUGUGGCUGAUCCGCAACGUCUGGGUAGUGAUUUUCGCCUUCUUCCUAGGCUUCGCGCCCUAUGUCAUUAGCACCUUUCUGAUCUGGGCCGAUAUCGUCGACCCCAUCCUGAACAGCUGGAUGACGUUCGUCACCCUCGCGCUUCUGUUCGUUCUGGCUACCGUGGAGAAGUACGCCCUGCCGCGUGCUCAGGUCAAGGAGGGGCAUCGCAAGAGCAUCGACGUGGAGGCCCGCUAA